This is a messenger RNA of Struthio camelus australis, 933 nucleotides long. NCBI's taxonomy places the organism in Eukaryota, Metazoa, Chordata, Aves, Struthioniformes, Struthionidae. The record is from RefSeq and is a predicted model, not a curated record.
AUGGAUGUGUAUCUGAAUGCAUUUGAAACUAGUUUGGAAAGUACUGUGUGCAGCCAAGAGGGCCACAAUGAUGCUGCUUGGAAGAUGUACCUGGAGAGGAGACGCAUCGUUCUGGCGUUCCUGCGCACCAACCUGAGCCUCCACCUCCUCAGACGCCACCAGAAGAGAAUUGAGCUUCUGAAGAAGAGUUCCUUUUACAUAGAGAUUCUGCCCAAGCACUUGGCCCUGGGAGACCAGAACCACCUGAUGCUUCCCACAACCAUGUUCCAACUCAUUGACCCCUGGAGAUUCCAGAGGAUGAAGAAGGUGGGAACCACCCAGACUAAAAUCCAGUUAUUACUUUUAACUGAUCUGUUAGAACAGCUGGAACGAGGUCGGGAGGAGCUGGUCUAUUACCUAGAGACCUGUGAUAUGAUAACUUUCCUCUCUAGGUGGGACUUGAUUAAGCAAAGACUGUCAAACCUCUCCAAGCUGAUGGACAGUUUCCUUGCCACGCUAGUGCCAGGAAAGCUCUAUAUCAAGCACCGUUUGGUGCCAGAUGUUAGAGCUACUAAAGUCCCCCACAUUAGGCUUGUUCUCAGUACAAAGAUGCCAGUGGUGUUUGAGCGAAAAGAAUCAGUGGCACACAAGGACUGGGCCACUCUCAAGUGGUUUAGUACAAGUCAGCAGUCACAGCCUGAACAGUAUGAACUGUGUUUUAGGUUACUGGAGCAUGGGACUCAGAAGGAGAGGGGCCACUGUGGGAUUCUAAUAGUCACCUCCAACACGUGCGAAAUCCAGAACCUGCUACCUGGCAGAUCAUACAAAUUCACGAUUAGACGAGCAGAGACUUACUCACUUGUCUAUGAACAAUGGCAUGACAGCAUUACAUUGAAAACAGAAACUAACCCUGACCAAGACAUGGGCAGCAGCCUUUGUGAACCGGAAGGGUGA